CUGAUCGGGUUUGCUGGUAAGGUUAGUGACACCUGAGGCUCGGGACAGGAGCAGGAUACCGGGGACGGGAGGCGACUGUGAGAUAAUUUGAUCAUUUUCAGACACUUGUCACUGGCGUCUGACUUAUUUUCGACUGGGGAUAUAUUUUGAUGACCACUGACAGCGUACGACCGUUGGGAAUUGAACUAGUCUGCCCUGUACGUUUGACCGCUGUCGGUGUCCUACAGUUAACGUUAGCCUUAGCUAGCUGUUAACGUUAGCCCUUAGCUGUUAGCCUUAACGUUAGCUGUAAAGGAAACGUCACCGCCGCACGGUAUCUCACCGCCUCCAGUCAUUUGAAUGAGGGCAAGAAAAAAAACGCUUUCUUUUUGGGGAACGAUCUUGCAGUGAGGAUGUCUUUGAAUGAAGAGGGUUAUGUGGUUCGGAUCAGAGGACUACCCUGGUCCUGCACGCAGGAAGAGGUUGCCAGUUUUUUCUCUGACUGUGACAUCGUUGGGAAAGUAAACGGAGUGUGCUUUACCUACUCCAAAGAAGGACGUCCUAGUGGAGAGGCUUUUAUUGAGCUGAAAAUGUCUGAGGAUUUCAAGAAUGCCCUCGCCAAGGACCGUAAAUACAUGGGACACCGAUACAUAGAGGUGUUCAAGUCGAACCGUAGUGAGAUGGACUGGGUGCUUAAACGUAGCGGCCCUGCUGACUAUGACAGCUGCAGCGGCUCCAUGUUGCGACUUAGAGGCCUUCCCUUUGGCUGCAGCAAGGAGGAGAUUGUUCAGUUCUUCUCAGGGUUGAGAAUCGUGCCAAAUGGGAUUACUCUGCCAGUGGACUACCAGGGGAGGAGCACAGGGGAAGCCUUCGUGCAGUUUGCCUCAAAGGAGAUAGCAGAAAAGGCUCUGGGGAAACACAAGGAAAGAAUAGGGCACAGGUAUAUAGAGAUUUUUAAGAGCAGUCGCAAUGAGAUCAAAGCCUACUACGAGCUGCCCCGGCGGGGGAUGGGAGGCCAGAGACCGGGGCCCUACGAUAGACCCAUGAUGGGGGCACCCAGGGGAGGGUUUUUUGGGCCCGGGCCUGGCCGUGGUGGGGCUCUGAUGGACACCAUGAGGGGUGGAGGGGGCUAUGGAGGAGGUUACGGUGAUUUUGACAGCUACAAUGGCUUCAACAACUACUGUUUUGGCAACGGCAUGUUUGAUGAGCGAGUGAGAGGAGAAAGGGUAGCAAGAGGGAUAGGAGGCCACGGUUACGGUGGUCAAAAUGAUGUUUGUUCGAGCCUCCACAGCGGUCAUUUUGUCCAUAUGAGGGGUUUACCUUUCCGUGCCACAGAGGGAGACAUCGCUAAAUUCUUCUCUCCCUUGAAUCCCCUGAGGGUCCACGUUGAUGUGGCUCCCAACGGGAAGUCGACUGGAGAAGCAGAUGUGGAGUUUCGCUCCCAUGAAGACGCUGUGGCAGCCAUGUCUAAAGACAAGAACCACAUGCAGCAUCGCUAUAUUGAGCUGUUUCUUAACUCAACAGCUAGUGGAGCAGCUGAAAUGAGUCGUGGCGGUGGUGGUUACUAUGGUAACUCAGGAGGGGGCGGAGGCUCACGGAGCAGCGGGCUGCGAGGUUCAUACUGAUGUCAUCCCACGCUUCCAAUCCAUCCUGGCGUUUGUCUCGCGUCUCUUCAGGCCACAUUCACUCGAUUACUUUUUCUAAGCAGAAGAGCUGAUCUGAAGUCAGUCAUUUGUUUUGUAACCGCUGUUCUUUUUAUGGUGGUUGUACUAAAAUCUUAUUUCAGAUACUAGAACAGAUCAGAUAUGACCUCAACAAGCACUAUUAUUAUACCAUUCCUCAACGCAUAUGAAGAACGUAACUUGUCAAUAUUAAGAUGUUGGAGAUGUUGUGCUAAAUGUGGUUAAUGGGACAUAUAGAGCAUUUCUUGUUUCUUACAUUAUUAUUUUUUUUAAACAAUUGGUUAUAGUAAUAGUUUUUCAUGAUUUACAUGAAAAGUACUACUUUUUUUUAAUCAAACACCAAUUAUUUUGCCAGAGUUUUGAAUGGCAUUGAAAGGGAUGCACUUUAAUUUGUCUUGUUUCACAUCUCACUGUUGGCAGGAGAUGUUAGUCAGUGCAGAGGAGACCGAUGAACAGCUGAGGGAUUUAAUAAGUAGAAAAGGAUCAUUUUGAGCAUGGUCACUUUGAAUCUAAUAAGUUGAUGUGAACUUUGCUUUGGAUUGGAUGACGGUCUGGGGUGAAUGAUGCUCUUUAGGAGGUGGAGCAGUAAGAAGAAACGUCAAAACAUUCCAUCUCUAAGAAAUUCUGAUUUUAAAAAAGAAAAAAAAGAGGGGGAAAAAAAGUAGUUUAUAAAACCUUUGUUUAUUCUGGUUUAAACUUAUUUUCAGCAGUACAUUUGACCAAGCUGUAAUAUACUAAUUCAAACUGGAUUUCAGAUCAGCUUUUCUGGUUUGAAAAGUUUGAUAAAUGUGAGCCAUUGUGUUUUUUAUGAAUGUUUUCAUUACAGAAUUUAAAACUAAGUUGAAUAUAUAUUCCACUCUCAAAGAGUGAGAGUGAAAUAAAGUCUCUAUAUUUGAGCUGUACAUUUUGCCUAAUAAAUUUUAUAUUUAAUUAU
Perca fluviatilis (European perch) is the source of this 2595-nucleotide messenger RNA. RefSeq names its product heterogeneous nuclear ribonucleoprotein H3 (2H9) (gene hnrnph3). Gene Ontology annotation, biological process: regulation of RNA splicing. The record is from RefSeq and is a predicted model, not a curated record. The transcript has 11 exons. Gene Ontology annotation, cellular component: ribonucleoprotein complex; nucleoplasm. Lineage: Eukaryota; Metazoa; Chordata; Actinopteri; Perciformes; Percidae. Bases 393 to 1604 code for a protein of 403 amino acids. Gene Ontology annotation, molecular function: RNA binding.